UACCAUACACAUCCCCUGUUCAAUCAGUUAUCUCAUUUCCCUCUAACCUGUGAGAUAACACAAAUCAAAUAAGCAAUAUUUUUUUUUAUCUUCUUUCUACAAUGGCAUUGAACUCUAGUUCUUAUUAUUCGUCACGUUCUUGUUCAAUUUCAACUCAAUUCAGAAAAAACCCUGCUAAUCCUCAUUCAGUCAGUCCCCGUAGUGCCUAUUUUGGGUUAACAUCAUCUUCAUCGUCAUUGAAUUCAGAUGAUACGGCGAAGCCCUCACUUUCCGUUUCAGCUGAUUCUUCUUCUGCACCAAAAGCUCGAUUCGUUGCUCGUCGAACCGAAUCCGUUUCAGUUCGACCACUCGAACGCCCUCUACUGGAAUAUAUGAGCCUUCCUGCAAGCCAAUACUCUGUUCUGGAUGCUCAAAGAAUCGAAAGGAUAGAUGACAAGACUUUCAGGUGUUAUGUGUACAAAUUCAAGUUCUUUGCUUUUGAGGUUUGCCCUGUUUUGUUAGUUCGAGUUGAAGAACAACCUAAUGGCUGUUCUAUUAACCUCUUGUCCUGUAAGCUUGAGGGGUCACCGAUCGUGGUUGCACAAAAUAAUAAAUUUGAAGCUUCUAUGGUGAAUCAAAUAUCAUGUGAUACGAACAACCAGAGCAAUUCAUCCUUGCAAAAACUCACAUCCGACACUGUUAUCGAGGUUAGCAUUGAGAUUCCAUUCCCUUUUCAAGCAAUUCCAAUUGGAACUAUUGAAUCAAGUGGCACUCAAGUUCUUGAGCAGAUACUCAAGAUUAUGCUUCCUCGCUUCAUGGCACAGUUGGUGAAAGAUUAUAAAGCAUGGGCUUCUGGUGACACCUCCAGACAGCCUCUUGGAAAUGGUGGGAUCUGAUACGGAGAUCACAUUUUAUCUAGGACUGUACGGAUUUGAUUGUUUUAUCGUUUAAGAACUUCAACAUGUUUAGUGAUAUCAAAACUCUUAAUUCUUUUAGCAUUUUGCAUUUUUAUUGAACUUAAUGAUGGAUUUGUUAUUGUUGUUUUAAUUGUAUUAACUUUGUUUAAAAGUUAUGAUCCGUAUUCGGUAA
Molecule: messenger RNA, 1068 nt
Organism: Lactuca sativa (garden lettuce)
Lineage: Eukaryota; Viridiplantae; Streptophyta; Magnoliopsida; Asterales; Asteraceae
Product: RAP release 2, galactose-binding-like domain protein, putative (DUF1997)
Source: RefSeq, a predicted model, not a curated record